UUCUAACCGCCUAACGCCGCCAUAUUCGGAAAGCGACGCCCAUCGUGCCACUUUGUCGCCGCCAAAAUUCAGCGCUCACUAUACUCCCAAUUUUCGAUAGGCGAAAUUAGGGUUUCCCCGGGGAAUCACAUUUCCAUUACCAUUAUCGACGCCCGUUGUCACUCCUAAGGUGCACAAGAAAGAGAACUGAGGACCACAAGAUGGGUAAAAGAGGAAGAGCAACAGUUGUAGUACUAGGAGAUAUUGGCCGUAGUCCGAGAAUGCAAUAUCAUGCUCUCUCACUUGCUAGUCAGGCAUCUCUCAAGGUAGAUAUUGUUGCUUACGGAGGUUCCGAUCCGCACCCUGCUGUUCUUAAGCAUCCUUCCAUUUGUAUUCACAAAAUGGCACAAUGGCCUAAGUUUACACAAAAUCUACCUUGGGUACUCCGUUAUUUUGUACUUUUGCUCAAGCCAAUAUUUCAAUUUCUUGUACUUCUCUGGCAUCUUUGUGUUAAAAUACCAGCUCCAGAUGUUUUCUUAGUCCAGAAUCCUCCAUCUGUACCGACUUUGGUGGCUGUUAAAUGGGCAAGCUGGAUAAGGCAUUCAGCUUUCAUAGUGGAUUGGCAUAAUUUUGGAUAUACUCUUCUAGGGUUGUCUCUUGGUAGAGGAAGCCGUUUUGUUGCAGCAUAUCGUUGGUUUGAGAAGCAUUAUGGACAGCUGGCAGAUGGCUCUCUGUGUGUAACAAAGGCCAUGCAACAUGAAUUGGCUCAAAACUGGGAAAUCACAGCCACUGUGCUGUAUGAUCAGCCUCCGGAUUUUUUUCAUCCUGCUUCUGUAGAAGAUAAACAUAAGCUGUUCCUUAAACUGGACAAAGAGUUCAGACACUUUGAGGGAGUUCGAGAUUGUAUCAGUCAUGGAAGUAGACAUAUGACAGAUGAGUCACAUGACAGUCUUUUCACAACCAUUUUCAAAACUGGUGUCAUUGAAAAGUCAACCAGGCCGGCACUUGUCGUUAGUAGUACAAGCUGGACACCAGAUGAAGAUUUUGAUAUCCUCCUGGAAGCAGCUGUCAUGUAUGACAGACGCGUUGCAGCAAUCUUAAAUGAGGAUGAUUCAAUAAAGAACGAGGCUAUUUGGGAUGCAAUGAAUGAUGGAAAACAAAUUAUGUAUCCUAGAUUGUUGUUUGUAAUUACAGGAAAAGGCCCCGAAAAAGAAAAAUACAUACAGAAAAUAAAGAACCUAAACCUUAAGCGUGUGGCUUUUAGAACAAUGUGGUUGGCAGCCGAAGAUUAUCCGUUGCUUCUUGGUUCAGCUGACCUGGGGGUUUGUCUGCAUACUUCCUCAUCUGGAUUGGAUCUUCCAAUGAAGGUUGUGGACAUGUUUGGUUGUGGCUUGCCGGUUUGUGCUGCAUCUUACUCAUGUAUUGAGGAACUUGUCAAAGUUGAAAUCAAUGGUCUUCUUUUCUCUUCAUCUUCAGAACUUGCAGAUCAGCUCUUAAUGCUUUUUAAGGGUUUUCCUAAUGAAUGCGAUGUGCUGUCGUCAUUGAGAAAUGGAGCUCUAGAAACAAGGUCUUCAGCAGCCUGGGCAACUGAGUGGGAGGAGCAUGCAAAACCCUUAGUAUUAGAGGUUAUUUCUCGGAACUCGACUUGAUCUUCAAUCUUCAUCUUAUUGUGCUCAUGAAACUAUAAGAUCUGCCAUUUUCUGCACUUCAGAAAAGCUUUAGAAUUCUGUCAAAAUUUGGUUAUGUAGUUAAUCCCCUUGUUCAUUUACUGGUCUAUCAAAAUAUGAACUCAUAAUGUAUCUGGAUUUCGUCCAUAUCGGCCAUUGUUAGGGCUGUUCAAAAAAAAUUCGACCCGUUUGAUCCGACCUGCUGACCCGCAACAUAAAUGGCGGGUCAAAUUCAUUGUAGUUUCAUGUUUUGAUAUGGAUUUAAUGGCCUUGGAAUCAAAGGCAUUCAUUCGGAUCAUCAGUUCGAUUACGUGUAAGGUGUUUUCGGUCAUGUCAAAAUUGAGUCUUGUAUUCACGUUGGUUUUUACAUUCUAAAUCUUUUACAAGUCGAGUUUGAUUGUAUAAGGUAUGGUAAAUAUUGGAUCAAUUGCUUAAAGGAUACUCUAUCAUUAUUCAAA
Molecule: messenger RNA, 2104 nt
Organism: Amaranthus tricolor (Joseph's coat)
Lineage: Eukaryota; Viridiplantae; Streptophyta; Magnoliopsida; Caryophyllales; Amaranthaceae
Product: UDP-glycosyltransferase TURAN
Exons: 17
Coding region: 201-1628 (475 amino acids)
Cellular component (GO): endoplasmic reticulum
Molecular function (GO): mannosyltransferase activity
Source: RefSeq, a predicted model, not a curated record